AUCCGUCAAGUCGCUGUCGGUUCUAGUCAGUUUGUUGGUUUCGUGGUGGUAGAAGGUGUCGUUGUGCCUUGUGCAGUGUUUUUGUGAUAUUUGUCUUAAGUGAUAGCGGUGUCAACAGGUGCAAUAUGACGGGCAGAUUAGCCGGACAGACUAUAAACGACAGGCUGUUGGCCGCUAGGCACAGCCUGGCCGGUCAGGGAUUAGCCAAAUCGGUCUGCAAAGCCACCACGGAAGAGAUGAUUGGCCCGAAAAAGAAACAUUUAGAUUAUUUGGUCCACUGUACGAAUGAGCCCAACGUGUCGAUCCCGCAACUGGCAAAUUUGCUGAUAGAAAGGUCCCAGAACACGAACUGGGUCGUGGUGUACAAGGCUCUCGUCACAGUCCACCACAUGAUGUGCUAUGGAAAUGAAAGAUUCACCCAGUUCCUGGCAUCCAGCAAUAGCACGUUCCAGCUGAGCAAUUUCCUGGAUAAGAGUGGAGUUCAAGGGAUCCUAAGUGUUAGGGCUGGAUACGAUAUGUCCCCGUUCAUCAGAAGAUACGCCAGAUACUUGAACGAAAAGGCUCUGUCUUACAGAACCGUUGCCUUCGAUUUUUGUAAAGUCAAAAGAGGGAAGGAAGAUGGCAUGCUGCGUACGAUGAACUCCGACAAGCUACUCAAAACCCUCCCCGUUCUCCAAAACCAACUGGACGCCCUCCUAGAAUUCGACUGCUCAGCCAACGAUCUCACCAACGGCGUCAUCAACAUGUCCUUCAUGUUACUGUUUAGGGAUCUAAUCAGGCUUUUCGCCUGCUACAAUGAUGGUAUAAUUAAUUUGUUAGAGAAAUUUUUUGAUAUGAACAAGAAGCAAUGCAAAGAAGCCUUAGAUAUUUAUAAGAAGUUUCUGAUAAGGAUGGAUAAGGUGGCGGAGUUCUUGAAAGUAGCGGAGAAUGUCGGAAUCGACAAGGGCGACAUACCGGAUCUCACGAAGGCCCCCAGUAGCCUCCUCGACGCGUUAGAACAGCACCUGAACUACGUAGAAGGGAAAAAAUCGUCCAGCGGUGGUUCCACACAAGCACAAAGCAACAACAACCAAAAGAACGUCAAGUCGGCUGUAACGGCUCUGUCGACUACCAGUAACGCUUUCGGAAAUGUCGUGGCGAACGGUCGCUUCGAUGCGCCGCCCAACGGGAUCGACGAGAACCUCAAGUUGCAGAUCCUGGCCGAAGAGGAAGCCGCGAUUAAUCGGUUCAAGGCGAAGUUAUCUCCGUCCACGGCGAACAACCCGUUCCUGAGCAACUCCUCUUCCUCCACCACGGUAUCCUCGCAGGCCACUUCUACCCCUGCGGUGGAUCUCUUCGCAAUCGAGGUCGAACCACCGCAACCGAAGGCGUCCGACGACCUCCUGCAACUGUCGAACCCCUUCUCGGACGCCUUCUCGCAGCCCCAGCCCGCGGCGGCCAACCAUUCGCCCUUCUUACCCCCGCAACAGAAUAACAUCUGGAUGGCGAAUGGAAAUGGUUAUGGAGCUGUCAGUCCUGUGACAAACCCUGUGAUAUCCAACGGAUCUUUCGUGUCCGAGAAUAAUUUCGCUUCUGUAUUCGGGAAUAGCGACGCUAAAGGGAGUAACUUCGACGCGCUGGGGGGAGUCCUGCAGCCGAUGAACGCCAGCGGGCCAGCCAGCAAUAACUCGACGUAUCCCAGCGAUAACAAUGCCAACAACAACAAUAACCAGCCGCCCUCCAACAACGGUCUCCUGACCGGAGACCUGGAAUCCAGCCUGGCCUCGCUCGCCGAAAACCUCACGAUAAACAACAGGGCAGUGCCGGUGAAGGGCGUACAGUGGAACUCGCCUAAGAACGGUUCGAAACAGGGAAGCAACUGGAGCCCACAGCCGAUAUCCGCUACGACGGGCGCCGGGUACAAGCCAAUGAACCAGUCGAUGAGUAGUUCGCCGUUUAGUAGUAUGACGACGGCCCCCGUGCAGCCCCAGAUGUACACCCAGCCAAUGUUGGGUAUGCGUCCCAUGGCGGUGAAUCCCAUGAUGAUGGCUCCGAUGCAGGGCGUUGGAGCCGUGAAUCCGCCGCCCAACCAGAUGGGGCAGUCCCUGUUGUUCCACUGAUAACUCUAGUAUUUGUAUGAAUGUAGGUACGCCAUCCCAUAAGUGUAUAUAAUACAAUUUUUUUUUCAAGUGUAACAAUCAAGGGUACAAUAAUAGUUUAUAGUUAUCCAGUUCUGUACAUAUCCACUUCUUUUAAGUAAAGCGAUUGCAAGUUUCGUACGUUCCGUGUAGCCGUUUGAUCUUUUUUGGACUGCGUCGGUGCGUGUGUGAAGUCGUAAUAGUUGAAUGGAAGAGUAGAUUGUGAAAUUUUACAUUUACCGUUUCCAUUGGAAGUACUACGACUCCACGCGUGUAAUCCGUUUUAUACAUAAGUUGUUAGUUGAAUCGAUAUAUCUUUUUUAGGCUAAUAGUAAAGAAAGUUGUCAGGAUUUGAAAGUGUCAGAGCCAUUUAUCGAUGUUAUUACAUAUUUUAGAUAUAAUCGUAGAUCUUCAUACUUUUAACACGAUCCAAAACCCGUUUAUUGUUGCAGGAUGUCACUGAAUUCUCUCUAACUUAUCAAUGAAUGUAAUAAAGUGAUUUUAGCUGUUUUGGAGAGCAGUGGUGAAUUAUGUGAUACACAGUUUUUGUUAGCGCGAUGAACUUCGUUACAGAUCAGAAGCGGGAUGUAACUUUCUGAGUCGUGUUAAUAGAAAAAUUGGGGUUUUUGCCCUGAACAUAUCAGUUCUAAAUUAUGUAUUAGAUAAUGUCUGUAUUUCUGGUCGAAGUUCAUUGCAAUUCUGUUAUCUAGGGCAACCCGAGAGUAAAUCAUUGAACUGAGCGUAGUUAGGAAAUCUAGAACGUAUUUAUUGGCAACGCCCAACGCGAGACAAUAAAGAAAAUGUUGGAAGCGGUCCAUUUUUAAAUAUAAAUUACUUUUAUGGAUAUUACUGUUAUGCCGCGCCAUCCGAGAGUGGUAGUUGCGAGUUAGGAAUAAAUCAAUGUAUUAUAUAUUUUUUAAAAUGUUUCUUUUCUAUUGCCAUAACGCGAGACGUUUAAAAACGAGGCGAUCGAAACGUCGGGUCAAAUGUGUUGACGUGCUAAUUUGCAACGUUUCGUUCGUCCGGCUCUCGCAAGAAAGUGUCGGCACAAAUUUUGUAUAGCACUUGUAGUACACACGUUUUAAGUGCACGAGCCACCAUUUUGUGUAGGUACUCUUCAUUAUUAUUUACUUAUGUAUUAAAUUAGUGCAUUUUAUUCAACCAGCUUCUGCAAUAGAGGAUUUUGUUAAACUUAAGUGUAUUACAAUAAAAAUUUAUUACGAAA
This is a messenger RNA of Anoplophora glabripennis (Asian longhorned beetle), 3342 nucleotides long. Its product is annotated as phosphatidylinositol-binding clathrin assembly protein LAP. Gene Ontology annotation, molecular function: clathrin heavy chain binding; 1-phosphatidylinositol binding; SNARE binding. Bases 126 to 2099 code for a protein of 657 amino acids. Lineage: Eukaryota; Metazoa; Arthropoda; Insecta; Coleoptera; Cerambycidae. The transcript has 13 exons. Gene Ontology annotation, biological process: clathrin-dependent endocytosis; clathrin coat assembly; synaptic vesicle budding from presynaptic endocytic zone membrane. Gene Ontology annotation, cellular component: clathrin-coated vesicle; synaptic vesicle; extrinsic component of presynaptic endocytic zone membrane. The record is from RefSeq and is a predicted model, not a curated record.